AAGAAAACAAAGCCAGUUUUUGACUCACUCUAACCGAUGAUGCAUUAAUAAAUCUUGAUGCUCUCAUAUGUCUUUGUAGAUCACAAUAUUAAUUUAUUAAACCCACUUUAAGAUUGAUUAUUUAAUAAUAAUUCUUGCAUAUUCAGAGCCAUCACUCCAUUCAACCUGAGCCUGCUGGUCAUCAUAGAGUACAAUUUUGCAAUUCCACAUUUUUCACUCUUUGCAGACUUUUACUCAUUCAAUUCCUUAGUGAUAACAAAAUCCACCUACAUGUUUUCCAUCUAGAAGAAGAGUAGUUGAGACUUGAGACCCUUCUUUCUUUCUUUAUUAGAUUUCCAAGAAUUUGUUUUGGAUCAUCUGGGCUUUUGUUAUUUGAGCAUUCUCAGCUUUCUUUGCCUGAUUUCUGAUUGUUUACAGUUUGGCAGAUCAGUGUAGCUUACAGGAAGUUCAUAUUCAGAGGAGGAUCAAAUUAGAUGGCUGAACCUGUUUUUGCACAUUCACAAUCUGAUGUCUCAAAUCAUGGCCAAGGUGUUCAAAUUUUGCCAUUUAAGACCUCUAAAGUUUCUUUAAAGGUUUUGUUGUUACAUGGAAAUUUGGAUAUUUGGGUAAAAGAAGCUAAGAACCUUCCUAACAUGGACCUGUUUCAUAAGAAAUUAGGGGACAUGUUUGGCCUGUUACCUGGUAAUUUAAGCGGAAAGCUUGAAGGGAAUGUGUCUCAUAAGAUAACAAGUGAUCCUUAUGUCACAAUUUCUGUGGCUAAUGCUGUGAUUGGUAGAACUUUUGUGAUCAGUAAUAGCGAGAACCCUGUGUGGAUGCAGCAUUUCUAUGUCCCUGUUGCACAUCAUGCUGCAGAAGUGCAAUUUGCUGUUAAAGACAGUGAUGUUGUGGGUUCUCAGAUCAUGGGAGCUGUCGGGAUCCCUAUCGAGCAAUUAUACUCUGGUGCAGUUGUUGAGGGUACUUUUCCAAUCCUCAAUGCAAGUGGGAAGGCAUGUAAACCUGGGGCUGUUUUAACUCUUUCAAUUCAGUAUACCCCUAUGGAAAAGGUACCCCUUUAUCACGGCGGGGUUGGAUCAGGUCCAGAAUAUCAAGGCGUUCCUGGUACUUAUUUCCCUCUAAGGAGAGGUGGAAAGGUUACACUUUAUCAAGAUGCACAUGUCCCAGAUGGUUCCCUUCCAAACUUGAGGCUUGAUCACGGUAAGCAGUAUGUGCAUGGAAGUUGCUGGCGUGAUAUUUUUACUGCUAUAGGUCAGGCUCGUCGUCUUGUUUACAUUACCGGGUGGUCAGUGUAUCAUCUGGUCAGACUUGUUCGUGAUACUGAUGAUAAAGUUGACACCACUUUGGGAUCCCUUCUCAAGACAAAGUCACAGGAAGGCGUCAGAGUGCUGCUUCUUGUAUGGGAUGAUCCUACUUCAAGGAGCAUUUUGGGCUAUAAAACGGAAGGAAUUAUGCAAACCCAUGAUGAGGAAACAAGACGCUUUUUCAAGCAUUCCUCAGUGCAAGUGCUUCUCUGUCCCCGAGCAGCUGGAAAGGGGCAUAGCUGGGCCAAAAAGCAGGAAGUCGGAACAAUCUACACUCAUCAUCAGAAGACAGUUAUUGUUGAUGCUGAUGCGGGAAAUUACAAGAGGAAGAUUGUAGCAUUUGUUGGGGGUCUUGAUUUGUGCAUGGGGCGAUACGAUACACCGCAACACCAUAUAUUUAGAACAUUGCAAACUGUGCACAAAGAUGACUUUCACAAUCCAAAUUACACGGGUCCUGCGGUUGGUUGUCCAAGAGAACCAUGGCAUGAUUUGCACAGUCAAAUUGAUGGUCCAGCAGCUUAUGAUAUACUCACUAACUUUGAGGAAAGAUGGAUGCGGGCUUCAAAGCCUCAUGGGAUUCAGAAAAUAAAAAAAUCGAAUGAUGAUUCGUUACUGAGAAUUGAAAGAAUUCCUGACAUACUGGGAAUCACUGAAGGAUCCAUGAAUGAGGAUGACCCCGAAUGUUGGCAUGCACAGGUUUUCCGUUCAAUAGACUCCAACUCUGUUAAAGGUUUUCCCAAAGAACCAAAAGAAGCUCCCGGAAGGAACCUGGUAUGUGGGAAGAACGUAUUGAUAGACAUGAGUAUACAUACGGCAUAUGUAAAGGCCAUUCGCUCUGCCCAGCAUUUCAUAUAUAUCGAGAAUCAAUAUUUUCUUGGUUCUUCAUAUAACUGGUCCAACUACAAAAACUUGGGUGCAAACAACUUAAUACCUAUGGAAAUCGCUCUCAAAAUUGUGAAUAAAAUUAAAGCAAAUGAGAGAUUUUGCGCAUAUAUUGUAGUCCCUAUGUGGCCAGAGGGUGUCCCUACAAGUACUCCUACUCAGAGGAUUUUAUUUUGGCAGCAUAAUACCAUGCAAAUGAUGUAUGGAGUAAUUUACAAGGCCUUAGUGGAGAUGGGGCUUGAUAAAACAUAUGAGCCUCAGGACUACUUGAAUUUCUUCUGUCUUGGUAAUCGGGAGGCUCAAGAUGCAGGUGUUCCUCAAGCCAAAAACUCAAAUGGCACCAGUACUCCCCAAGCACUCAGUACAAAAAGUCGACGAUUUAUGAUUUAUGUACAUUCAAAAGGCAUGAUAGUGGAUGAUGAGUAUGUAUUACUCGGGUCUGCUAACAUCAACCAGCGUUCCUUAGAAGGCACCAGAGACACUGAGAUUGCGAUGGGUGCAUAUCAGCCUCAUCAUACUUAUGCACGGAAACGUAAGAGUCCACGCGGACAGAUCUAUGGAUACAGAAUGUCACUCUGGGCAGAGCACAUUGGUAUGCUCGAGCAAUGCUUUGAGCAACCAGAAAGCAUCGAUUGUGCAAGACGGGUAAUAUACCUGAGUGAGUUGAACUGGAAACAAUUUGCAGCAGAGGAAGUCACUGAAAUGAAAGGUCAUCUCAUGAAGUACCCUGUGGAAGUGGAUCGAACAGGAAAGGUGAGCCCUCUUCCUGGCUGCGCGACAUUUCCAGAUAUGGGCGGAAACAUUGUGGGCACGUUUGCCGGGCUUCAAGAAAAUCUGACAAUUUAAAUAGCUAAAGCUCCUUGAGGGCAUAAAUUUUCAUUCGAGGCAUCUGUAGUUUUAUUAGUAUAUGGAAUCAUAUCAUUCAAGAUGUGUCGAAUGUAGAUGUUGUCAUCUACUUAAAACACACAACAGUUUUGUCAUUCGAUAAUUUUGGAUAGACUGCUGACAUUUAUUUCUAAAUAAGUUCAGGUUUGUUGCCGUAA
Messenger RNA from Daucus carota subsp. sativus, 3223 nucleotides. Its product is annotated as phospholipase D beta 1. The coding region runs from base 474 to 3026 and encodes 850 amino acids. Gene Ontology annotation, biological process: phospholipid catabolic process; phosphatidylcholine metabolic process. The transcript has 11 exons. Gene Ontology annotation, cellular component: plasma membrane. NCBI's taxonomy places the organism in Eukaryota, Viridiplantae, Streptophyta, Magnoliopsida, Apiales, Apiaceae. The record is from RefSeq and is a predicted model, not a curated record. Gene Ontology annotation, molecular function: D-type glycerophospholipase activity; calcium ion binding.